Cryptococcus deneoformans JEC21 is the source of this 931-nucleotide messenger RNA. RefSeq lists its product as hypothetical. NCBI's taxonomy places the organism in Eukaryota, Fungi, Basidiomycota, Tremellomycetes, Tremellales, Cryptococcaceae. Bases 276 to 872 code for a protein of 198 amino acids. The record is from RefSeq and is a predicted model, not a curated record. The transcript is spliced from 3 exons.
CCCGUUUCCCAACAGAGAAACCACAGUCAGUCACCUAACGACAGAGAAAAAGACAUCAUCUGGAACAAGCUUGUCAUGGGUCGACUGACGAUGAUGUUUGCGAAUUGUGACAUAACGAAUCCGUACUCUCAGAGCAACUCUAACCUAGUAGAUGUGUAUAUAUAAUAACAUAAGGAGAGUAGAUGAUGCACUCUUUUACGUCUCCACAACAUAUACAAAUUUUAUACCUGUAGUUUCGCCACAACAGCAGCAACAACAAACUCACCACAUCCACUAUGUCUGACCAAUACUCUGCCGCAUCCGCCUCUAGCCUUUCCCUCACACAAAAGCUUACAGACCUGAGGUCUCUCCUUUCUACCCAAAAGACUGUCAUGCUUGUUACCCAUGCCCCUAAUGGCCGUUUGCAUGGACGUGUAAUGGCUAUAGCUGAGAUCACCAAGGACUGGAAGUUCUUCUUCAUUUAUGACCGAGAGAGCUACAAGGAACAGGAAGUUGACAACGACUUCCAUGUUAACAUCAGUGUCGACGCUAUGGCUUAUAACAAGGGUUGGGCUUCUAUCGCCGGUAAGGCCAAGAGAAAUGACUCCCCAGAGGUCAUUCAAAGGCUGUACAACCCUACUGUCAAGGCGUGGUUUGCCGACAAGGGCGAUGGAGUCCACGAUGGUUCUGCCAACGACCCUCGUGUGGCUGUGCUUGAGGUCUCCAUUGAAGAAGUCAGGCACUACCACCAGGAGAAGACUGUUAUUGGCACGGUCAUUGACGUAGUCGCCUCUGCAGUCAAAGGCGAGACCGCCACACCAGGAGACAUCAGGCAAAUUUCUGGCGAAGAGAUUAGCAGCGCUUGGGCCAGGGGAGAGCUGAAGGAGCCUUAAAUGUUGUAUAGUAUCAGAAGUCAAGAAGUUAACAUCGAUGCAUGAAUCGCAUAUAGCCA